AUGCAGAGGCGUGUCAACUGGCUGGCUGGUGCAUGGCCGGAUUUCCGCUUGCAUCUGACUGUCGUGGGCAUUGCUGCGAGUAGUUCUGAUUCUGUAGGCCUCAGAAUUCAGUACCGUGACUUGUCUCGGGCCCUCAAAUCGGGUGGUUUCGAAUCCCGCCUCGUCACUUUGGCGUCUCUUCGAUGCACUGAUGUUCAAGGAGAUAUGUUGGACCACGACUUACGGACAUUCCCCAUAAUCGAGGACGCCACUCAGCCAUCGUGGACGCACUCUUCGAGCGGCGCUAUGAGUCAACCUCAAGGCCUGGCGGUCUCUUCGAUCCUCGUGGCCACUCCUGAUUUGUGGCCGAAGCACCUGCUGGGCUUAGUCUCCCCGCUGAACAACAAGUUUAAUCCAACUCAACCGGUUGCACCUGCUGAGGGCACGGCGAGACCUGAAGCCACCUUCCCCGCCGUCGAGUGGCAACAGAUCUCAGCACAAAUUCGCUCUGAACAGUGCUUACCAUCCAUGGGACCUGAUUCUACGGAGCGCCUGAUUGCAUCCUUCACCGCCGUCGCCUUGUCUUCGCCUGGCUCGUUCGCUCACUUCGAUACGGCGUACGCGUGCGCUGUACAUCCUCUUGAUGCGUCUAGCCCUGGGGUUCAUUUAUUGCCUCGACAUCGCAUCGCUACAAUGCUGCUGACUGCGCCUAUCGACAUCAGAGAGAAGCGGCAGAAGAGGGAAAACUUAUCCGAAAAAGACGUUCUCGAUUCCAACUUGCCGUUGGAUAACAAUGAUGAUACGGCGGAGCUCCAUUCUGGCCUAGAUAUGCUCGGCUAUCCAGCAGACUCUAUUGACGACGCCCACAUCAUGCUGCUACCACACGAAGACUCAAAUGUGGCUCUUGCUCUCGCCUGCGUGGCCAGACAAGAGGAGAUAUAUAGCGUGAUGUCCAGCGCUAUAAUGCAGCGACGGGUAUUCGGAAUCACAGACGCUCUAUCGGGACUCGCUCUUGAGCCGCUCAGCUGGACAGUGCGCGUCGUGUUCGGCUGGAUAUCAGAAGGGGACGAAGCCGACGACUUCGAGGUAUGCUUCGCACACGCUCCCGCCCACGCAAGUGCGCAAGACCAUGAAGUGGGAGCCUUCGACGUCGCCGACCAUCGUUCUGCAUCAGCGCUUGCCCGAUUUCUGGCCCUGCAGGCGGAAUCUCAUAGGCGAGUGGUAGCGACCGCGCGAGCGCAGAUCGCUCUUUCCCGUGAAAUGGUGACGCGAACUGGUCAGCGAAUAUGGCGGGUAGACUCCGCGCGGAAAAGUGCUCUUGUUGCUGGGGAUGAUGCGCAGGCCAAGAUCGAGCGCAUCAUCGAGUGGCGGAAUGCAUUGAGCAUCCCGCCUAUUGCCUUAAAGGAGAAAGCUAAGCGAAGGGCGCCCGAAAGCGAGGCCAAGACGCUGGAAACCGAAUUUGUGAACAUCGGCUUCGACAUGAUGAGCGAGUGCGAAUACCAUAUGUUUGUCUUCUAUACGUGCUCUACUUCUGUCGACGAGCUGACUACCUCUGCCAGAUCUAGAGGUGGUGAUUUGUUUUCGCUUGAUACGUCAGGGAUUCAUAUUCUCGCUGAGAACUACGUUCGGCCGUAUGCGUGGCCACCGCCCGAUAUUCCGACUCGAAUCCCGGGAGCAAUCGCGCUCAAGCCUGUCAUCACGCAGUACCUGCUGUCGUUGGACUUCGGUUCACGGAAAGGCGAUGAUGUCGGUCAUCUUACCGCCCCUCUACUGGCGAACUGGGAUCAAUAUUGCGCAGAGGUUACAUUCGAGAAGAAAAUCCGUACAAAAGAUCGCCUACCAAAAAUCAAGUCUGCAAUGCAGGCCCGCGCAACUAUAAUGAACAUUCUACCAAUCGUCAGCCGUGUCGCGGCGGACGCACGCAUGGCAGCGGCUACCCCAAGGUCUCGACUUUCAUGCGAUAUUUUGCUGGCAGAGUGCCUUCGUACCGAGGAUCCUCGAGGCCCUCACAUUCGGCGAGACCGUGAAGUGCCCUUCCCCCGCAACGCAUACUUUGACAACGCUCACGAUGAUUCCUGGCCUCAUCGUGCUUCCGGCGUGCUUGGAAACUACCGGGACACGGUCUCGGGCAAGUACACUCUACGAUGGCAGCACCGGUCUUCAAACUCCUCUGACGAGCCUCGGUGGCUUCGUCGGGUCAAGCAGGAUCUGACCAAGACCGUUUUCGAGGCGUAUUUGCGCAGAAGUGACACCGUCGACUGUUGUUGGUUCGGGAAGCGCAGGACUAGCUGUCGUGACGCUCUCAUGGACGCUAGCGUCCUCGAUGCUCAUCCCUCCGAUAUAUGCGAUACUGUCGCUUUUAUGUCCAUCCCAAACGUCUUCGACUUGGAGAACGCAGACUCGGGCCAGUUGAAGCUCAUUGAGGGCUUCCGCAUUAUCGGCCAGCGUUCGACGAAGGUCCCUCCUCGCGUUUUCCCAGAAGAUUAUCCCAGUUGGACGAGGCGUAGUCUAGAUGAAGGGUUCGAUGUUGCGGAUCCUGUCCUGCGCAGAGCGCGGGAGAAGUCCGGCGUCAAUGCGAAGGGUGCGCGCGCGCCUACGGCGUCCUCUUUCUCAAAGGCAGAAGCACUAGGACGGACCGAGCAAUCGGCCAGUAGCGCUGCUUUACUCGAGGGGUCGACCGCAGAGCGAGUUUCCAGCGGAUCGGGCGAUCUUCAAAUUCCUUUUCUGUGGCUGGAAGAUUGCAGUCGCUAUUCCAGCUUUGAGCAAGGGUUCGGUGGUGCGCGCUUGCGCAUUAUCUCCACCUUGCGCUUUUUGGCAGCAUGCAAGGUUUACAACCUUGUUGUCUUUGCCCUCGUCACCGCCGGUUCGCACGCUCAUCUCCUUUGCGGUUGGGGCACCGAGCCGCCCCCAAACGAUACCCUCAACCAUGUCCACAUGCAUAUCGGCGACGUCAACUGUCCGAUCUGGGAUCUGCGCGACACCUCGCAGGCCAUAAGGCUUUGUGCGUUCCUGAUACAGCUGCGCGACAAGCACGCACCCAAGGUUCGUAAGGCUUUCGAGGCGCAGAAGGAGGACUUCAAGUGUGCUUGGAACGCGGACCCGACAUCACCGCGAUUUCAGUGGACUAUGAAGCAUCAGCAAGCUAGCUCUCUGGUACGAGACAUCGGCAAAGAGCGCGACAAACAAAAAAAGCGUUUCGAGGAGCUGCACCAGGAGAGGGAGGAGAUUGGGCGCGCGAUGGAACAUCUGGAACACGCGAUAAUCCCCGACACGGACGUCCCGGCGUAUCUGGAAGAGUUUGACAGCAGGUUUGCACGCAUGGAGGAACCUGAUCCCGAGCUGGUCGAACUACUUGACUUCGCCUGUACACAGCUGCCUGAGUCAUGUCGGACAAGAUUCAUCAGCGAUAUGGCGGAGGUGAUGUGA
Molecule: messenger RNA, 3405 nt
Organism: Schizophyllum commune H4-8
Lineage: Eukaryota; Fungi; Basidiomycota; Agaricomycetes; Agaricales; Schizophyllaceae
Exons: 16
Coding region: 1-3405 (1134 amino acids)
Source: RefSeq, a predicted model, not a curated record